Messenger RNA from Soboliphyme baturini, 676 nucleotides. Lineage: Eukaryota; Metazoa; Nematoda; Enoplea; Dioctophymatida; Soboliphymatidae. The record is from the annotation of a GenBank genome assembly.
AAUCAUCUGAUAAUGCACAUUCGUUUAGGGUGAUGACGCUGAUCAAGAAGAUUCUUCGUUUGUUGCAAAACAGUCAGAUACCACGGAGUAUUCUUCGUCGCUGCCGUAUUUGAAGGACGACGUUUGCGACUCAAAGGACCGUUCUUUGACUUCUCAAACACUGGAAGAGUCGAACUCGGAAAUCAGCCUUGGUAACCAGACACCAGCAACUUCUAAAAUUCUGCUUACCAGAAAUAAGCUUCCGGCAAUCAAGAGGAUCAGCAGGCCCCCACCGUUACGACAGCAACAGAUAGACAAAAAUGAGACAGGGGAGUCGGUCGGGGCUGAGUCUUCUUCGUCAUAUUCUAAGCCUUCGGUUGUGGUCGUCUCCGAACGGACCGGCGCGCGCCCAAACGACGUGGCGUAUCCGGUAACACCGCCAGUUAAAAAGCCCACCAUUGUGAGACCCGUCUCGUCAGUGGCGACUGCAGCUGAACCGUUGACCUUAAGCGACCUGAAAAAGAAACGUUCCGAGGUGCGCAGCACGAAAUCGUUGUGCCGCGAAGACAGCAGCGGGGGUCAGAAGUUGAACUCGCCGACAGUGAUCGCGAGCCGCCCUUCGACCGUGACGAAUAACAACGCGCUGGAGACCAAGGCCAAGAAACAGUCCAGUUUAAAGUGUUGCACCAUUAGCUGA